GUAGUCUACUCUAUAGCCGGCGCGGCAACCACCCGAGCCGCCGUCUUCUUCUCCAGCUCCAAACCUCCUAAAACCCUAGCACUCGCCGCCACCUCCAAGUCCCCGUCAGCGCUGUCGACGAGCUCCUCGGCGCUCGGAGACAUGGCCUCGAGGGGCGGCGACGACCUGGGGAUGCUCAAGUCGACCUCCAUCAACGGCGUCAAGCUCUACUCCGUCACCGGCAAGAACUACGUCGCCCCCUGGGUGCUCGCCAAGAAGAAGCGCUCUCUCCGCAAAGACGCAGAUUAUCAGCGGAGGUUGGAGCUGAUCCAUGACCUGAGGUUCGAGACUGCCACCACCAGGAUCAAGGCGACCCCUGAUGGGCAGUAUGUGAUCGCCUCAGGUAUUUACCCCCCACAGAUGAAAGUAUACGAGUUGAAAGAAUUGUCAAUGAAGUUUGAGAGGCACAUGAUUUCAGAAAUUGUAGAUUUUGAGGUCCUCGGUGAUGACUACUCAAAACUUGCGUUUUUGUGUGCUGAUCGUUCUAUAUGUCUGCAUGCAAAGUAUGGAAGCCAUUAUAGCUUGAGAAUUCCAAGAAUGGGAAGGGACUUGGCCUAUGAUUGCUGGUCUUGCGAUUUGCUAUGUGCUGCUUCAUCACCAGAUCUGUAUAGAAUCAACUUAGAGCAGGGGCGAUUUCUUGCAUCUUUUUCUUCCCAAUCACCAGCAAUAAAUGUGGUUACACGGAGUACGAUCCAUGGGCUGGUUGCUUGUGGUGGUGAGGAUGGUGCAGUUGAGUGCUUUGAUAUGAGGAGGAAGUCUUCUGUUGGCCGGAUUAAUACAGCUUCUUCUUCUGAAGAUUCUGAUCAGGAGGUCACAUCUUUGCAAUUUGAUGAAAAUCAAGGAUACUUUAUGGCAGUAGGGAGCAGCAUAGGAAAGGUAUCGAUAUAUGAUAUACGCAUGUCCUCUCCUCUGCGAGUCAAGGAUCACAUGUAUGGCAGUCCAAUUUUAAAUAUCAAAUGGCACCAGACACUUAAUUCUACUGAACCUAAACUCAUAACUGCUGAUAAGCAUAUAGUGAGAGUUUGGGAUCCUAAUACAGGAAACAACAUGACUAGCAUUGAACCAGAUGGUGGUGCUAUCAAUGAUGUUUGUAUCUUCCCAAAUAGUGGUUUAAUGCUAUUAGCUCUGGACAAUAGCCAGAUACCUUCCCACUUUAUUCCUGCUCUCGGCCCUGCUCCAAAGUGGUGCUCGCAUCUUGAUAACCUAACUGAGGAGAUGGAAGAGAAACAAGAAGCCACAUUAUAUGAUGAUUACAAGUUUUUGACCGAAGAAGAGAUGGAGCGACUGGGUCUCUCUCAGUACAAGGAUAGCAAUGCUGUCAGAGCACAUUUACAUGGAUAUGUGAUACGCUAUGAUCUAUUUAAGGAGCAAAAGGCUAAACUUGAGAUUGCUGAUUAUGAGACUCUUAAAAAAGAGAUGAAGGAAAAGAAACUAGAAGCACAAAGGAAAUCUCGUAUAACGCAAGUUGUCAAAAUACCCAAGGUUAAUAGGCAUAUUUUGGACAGUAUACGUACAGAGGAAGAGGAAAUGGAAGCUGAUGUGGACAAUGUUGACAAAUCAAGCACCAGGAAGAAGAAAAGAAAACUAGAAAUGCAUAAGGCAUUAUUGACUGAUCCGCGUUUCGGAGAAAUGUUUGAGAAUAAAGACUUUGAAAUUGAUGAGCAAUCAAGAGAAUACCUUGCACUUCAUCCUCAAGUGGUUAUGAAGGAGCCUCGUCUAAUCGAGGAACAUUUUGAGAGUGUUAGUGAAGAUGAAGAACAACAAGAUGCCGGUUCAUCUGAUGCAUCUGACAGUGACGAUGAUAUGCAUAAUUCAAAGCGUAUAAGGUUGUAUGAAAUCAAGGAUGAUCGCCAUGCUGAGGCAUUUUUGAAUAGCGUCUCCCUUGGCAACGAGGAAGCUCUGCCCCUUGGAGAUAGGGUGGCUGCACUGGAGAGGCAACAGAACUCUCGGGGCCUUGAUAAGGUGAAAUACGGACCUGGCGGCUCACGGGAGAUUUCUUUCAUGGCUAGAAGCUCAAGAAGGCGCAAUGAAGAAGAUGAAGAACACAGUGACGAAGAGCCCAAAGAUUUCAAGAGGAGAGGUGUGCAGUCCCUGGGGUUGAAGCAGGGCAAAGCUGAGUACUAUUUGUUUGGUGGAAGCCGUGGCAGAGGAGGCGGGGGCGGUCGUGGUAGAGGCGGUGGUGGUCGUGGAAGAGGAGGUGGAAGAGGAGGUGGGGGCAGAGGCGGAAGCGAAUUCGGUGGCAGAGGGGGACGGGGAAGUGAAUUCGGUGGUGGAGGCGGUGGGGGUGGCAGAGGGGGACGGGGUAUGAGUAGAGGUAGGGGCAGAGGAAGGGGAAGGGGAUGAGCACCAUCUGUUUUCUAGCUAGAAUGCCGCCAUCAUAUCGCCAAUUUUCUGCUCUCCCAGAGCCGUGCCAACUUGAGACGGUGAAUAUUUUGCUAGGAGUUCACUCACACAAGGGCUGUAACAUUUCAUCCGGCAGACACCAGUAUGGUGAUAUCUAUACUGUAAUCUUUAGGUCUAUUUCAGUAUCGUCCUUGCACACGCAUUGUAAUCCCUUGAUCACUAUAAAUUGCAUCGCGCUUCAUGCCAGAGCUAUAGGGUACCGAAUAUUUUAGUGGUGAGAAAAUUUUGAGAGCUUUUCCCGUUUGGUUGUAAUUUUGGAUGGCUUCUCAAUGAGCCUGUGUUGUACUAAUAACUUGCAGUUACUUGCAACUUCAAAAUAGAGAAGAUUUCAUGCUGAGUUUUCUAAA
This is a messenger RNA of Brachypodium distachyon (stiff brome), 2789 nucleotides long. Its product is annotated as nucleolar protein 10. Gene Ontology annotation, cellular component: small-subunit processome; nucleus; 90S preribosome. Gene Ontology annotation, molecular function: protein binding. Lineage: Eukaryota; Viridiplantae; Streptophyta; Magnoliopsida; Poales; Poaceae. Gene Ontology annotation, biological process: maturation of SSU-rRNA from tricistronic rRNA transcript (SSU-rRNA, 5.8S rRNA, LSU-rRNA). The transcript is spliced from 16 exons. The record is from RefSeq and is a predicted model, not a curated record. Bases 142 to 2382 code for a protein of 746 amino acids.